AUGAGUCUUAUAUUGUUAGGUCUGGUCAUCAUGCACCCACACCUCUGUGGCUUGCUGGUUUUCCUCUCAUUUCUCCUCAGCCUUUUGGUCUCCCAGCUACACAACUGGGUGGUGUUACAAGUCACCUACUUUAAGGAGGUAGAAAUUUCUCACUUCUUCUGUGACCCGUCUCAGCUCCUCAACCUUGCCUGUUCUGACGCCGUCACAAACGACAUCAUCCUGUACAUGGUCGGGGCCCUCUCUGGGUUUCUCCCUAUGUUGGGGAUCUUUUUCUCUUACUAUAAAAUUGUCUCUUCCAUUCUGAGAACCCCAUCAACAGGUGGGAAAUACAAAGCCUUUUCCACCUGCGCUUCUCACCUGUCGGUUGUUUGCUUAUUUUAUGGAACAGGGCUUGGGGUGUACCUCAGUUCAGUUUUCUCACUGUCUCCCCGAAAGGGUGCCGUGGCCUCGGUGGUGUACACGGUGGUCACCCCCAUGCUGAACCCCUUCAUCUACAGCCUGAGGAAUAGGGACAUCAAGAGGGCUAUGUGGAAGCUCUUGCACAAGACAACCUUUGCUAUCCAUUGGGAGUACGGGUUGGAAAAGGCAAAAGUGGGUACGUAG
Molecule: messenger RNA, 603 nt
Organism: Tupaia belangeri chinensis (Chinese tree shrew)
Lineage: Eukaryota; Metazoa; Chordata; Mammalia; Scandentia; Tupaiidae
Product: olfactory receptor 18-like
Exons: 2
Coding region: 1-603 (200 amino acids)
Biological process (GO): G protein-coupled receptor signaling pathway
Cellular component (GO): membrane
Molecular function (GO): olfactory receptor activity
Source: RefSeq, a predicted model, not a curated record